This is a messenger RNA of Hypanus sabinus (Atlantic stingray), 1558 nucleotides long. It is a transcript of the gene ube2f, whose product is annotated as ubiquitin-conjugating enzyme E2F (putative). The coding region runs from base 392 to 949 and encodes 185 amino acids. The record is from RefSeq and is a predicted model, not a curated record. Gene Ontology annotation, cellular component: nucleus. Gene Ontology annotation, molecular function: NEDD8 transferase activity. Lineage: Eukaryota; Metazoa; Chordata; Chondrichthyes; Myliobatiformes; Dasyatidae. Gene Ontology annotation, biological process: protein neddylation. The transcript is spliced from 11 exons.
AUGCGCUGCUGCUGCAUCCAAUGCACGAGCCACUCUUCAUGCAGGCAGCAGACAGCCUGGACUUAAGGUGUCCUCGUCCUGGUCUUGGUGUCAGACUUCUAUUGGCAGCGACACGGAAGUGAGGGAAACAUUUUGUCAGUCGGACCGGGAUGGUCUUCCGGUGACGGCCUGUGGUACGGCCGGAGCCUGGGACCGGCUCGGUGAAGGGGACACGGGAAUCGUGUAGUCGUUGGUGGCAGACUGAAGGUCGCCGACCUGGGCCAGGAAUGGUGAAUGAGCGUAUGGUGCUGUCAGUUGCAGGGAAAGAGGACGAGCAGUUACUACACUUCAGAAGUACAGUAUUGGCUUUGGAAUAUUGUGUUCUAUAAAGGUUUAAGAAAGUGUCCCAGCCAUGCUGACUUUAGCAAAAAAGUUGAAACGUGAAGAUGGUAUGAAAGGGAGAGGCAACGCAAAUCCAGGGACUGAUUCAUCCCGCCGUGUAUCCAUUCGAGAUAAGCUGCUUGUCAAAGAAGUUGCAGAACUUGAAGCAAACCUACCCAGUACAUGCAAACUGGAUUUCCCUGAUGCAAACAAACUUUAUUUCUUCCAGCUGAAUGUCAUGCCAGAUGAAGGGUAUUACCAGGGUGGCAAGUUCCAGUUUGAAACAGAUGUUCCAGAAGCCUACAAUAUGGUGCCUCCCAAGGUAAAAUGUUUAACCAGAAUUUGGCACCCCAAUAUUACUGAGACAGGAGAAAUCUGUUUAAGCUUGCUGAGGGAACACUCGAUUGAUGGCACAGGCUGGGCUCCAACCAGGACUUUAAAGGAUGUGGUGUGGGGACUGAACUCUUUAUUUACUGACCUCUUGAACUUUGAUGAUCCCCUGAAUAUCGAAGCUGCAGAGCAACACCUGCGUGACAAGGAGGAUUUUCGGAGUAAGGUGCAGGAUUAUAUUAAACGCUUUGCAAGAUGAUCAUGUGAGCUGUCUAAUGGGACACUACUUCAAGCAGUGGAAGCCAAGACUUCUGCCUUCUGAUGUCGAUCGUCAAUUAAACACUGGAUUACAGCAGUCCAGUAUCACUGUUGUUAUGAAGAGAGGCUGUUGGUGCUAUUUGAAUUCAGCAUCAGUAAAGCAAGUGAUGAGCAACUUUGGGCUAAGAUUCAAGAAAAUUUACUCUUAUUGUGGCAAAAUAGUCAGGUUUUCUUCAAUUAUAAGGAUUGAACAGAGCACCUGGAGUCUAUCUCUUUACUGUUGAAUCACAAAGGACAGCUUUUCUAGUGUAAUCUGGCAUGGUUUGGAAACCACAAUAUUUUGCAACAAAAUGUCUUAAGGCAAAAGUGUUUGAAGCAUUAACAGCAUGUGGCUUGCAAAUAUUAAACAACCGUGGAAAACACAGAGAUGUUGUCUGUCAUCGGGAGGGGCUCUGCCUUAAACUGGACACACUUCUUGAUCCCAUAGCUCCUGUUUGGUCAAUUAAUGGAUAAAGUGUGUCUGUUGCAACUGUUGGUUGUUUGAAAAUUGUAACUCCCUACAUGAAAUUAAGGUUCUAUUUGUGUGAAAUAUAUAGCAUACCUAUCAGUA